Molecule: messenger RNA, 813 nt
Organism: Neodiprion fabricii
Lineage: Eukaryota; Metazoa; Arthropoda; Insecta; Hymenoptera; Diprionidae
Product: leucine-rich repeat-containing protein 56
Exons: 5
Coding region: 1-813 (270 amino acids)
Molecular function (GO): protein binding
Source: RefSeq, a predicted model, not a curated record
AUGGAAGCAAUCCGGUCAAAAUCCACGGACUCUUUGCACGCGAAAGAUACUCAACACCCAAUUACAGAAGCUGAGGACAGUCCGCUUCGGAGUAGGGAAAAACUGUCUUACACAUUCAGCACGCAGCCGCUGGAAACAGACCUAAGAAAUCUGUUGACGCAAGUCACCGGGCAAACUGACCUGAUCGGCGUAACCAACGUCAAGUUAAAAGUUGUGUCCGGCCAAGCGGGUCUUCAUCGUCUCUCAGACUACACGCCUCACCUCACCACCCUGACUCUGGAUGGCAGCUGCAUUGCCACUUUUCGCGAUCUGGGAUCAAGUUUGAAGUCUUUGUCGACCCUGAGCGUAGCCAGAUGUAGCAUGAAACAUUUGGACGGCGUCUGGGGAUUUCGGAACCUUCGGGAUCUGAACGCGAGGGACAAUUUCAUCUCGGAUCCUUCGCCCUGCUCGGGUGUUCGGAAGUUGUCUAAACUUGACCUCGGCAACAAUAAAAUCACAAACGUUUCCUAUUUCGCCUUUUUGCGAUCCUGUAAUCAGCUCAGGGAACUCGACGUUGCCGCGAAUAAUUUUACCGACUACAAAACGGAGAUAACGAGGUUUCUUCCGCAACUAAGGGUCCUCGAUGGUGAAGAACUGGAGGAUCGCCAUCGGCAUUCGGAUGUUACCGAAGAAGGAUCAGCCGUGAAAAUCGAAGAUCAAAGCUCGGAAGAGGAAAGCACAACGUCGGAAGAACGUCUGUCGGCGGAAGACGUUGAUCCUGACGAAGUGGUAGGUUGUUGGCAUAAAAUCGUGAGACUAAUAAGCUUGAUGUAA